UUGUUUUUCAGUGAGUCAUCAGCACCUUCGCUCCGACGACGGCCACCACGUGAGACGACAUUUGGCAUCUCUGAAGACGACACUUCCGAGGAACGUCACUGGACUCCAGCGAUGCAGUCAAAUUCACCGGUGACCGAAGAUUCCUUGGUAACGAUUCGGAUGCGACCUGACGCUAUGGGGCGGUUUGGGUUCAAUGUCAAGGGCGGUGCUGAUCAAAACUAUCCCGUAAUUGUAUCGCGAGUAGCACCAGGAAGUUCCGCUGACAAGGCCCAUCCACGACUGAACGAAGGCGACCAGGUCCUCUUCAUCAAUGGCCGUGACGUCACGCCGAUGUCCCAUGAUACCGUGGUCCUCUUCAUCAAUGGCCGUGACGUCACGCCGAUGUCCCAUGAUACCGUGGUUGAUUUCAUCAGAAGCGCUCGAUCGGCACCAAACGGCGGCGAGCUCGUCCUAACGAUUAAGCCCAACGUGUAUCGACUUGGCGAAGAAGUGGAAGAACCGGAAGGUGCAGCUCUUCCGGAACAGAUGCGUGUGGCGGAAAGUCAACUCUAUCGAAAAAAACCGGGUAUGACGAUGAAUGACUGCCGAUUAACGUCGAAUCUCAAUAAAAAUAGGUACCGAGAUGUAUGUCCUUAUGAUGCGACAAGGGUACGAUUAAGCUCAUCCCCAAAUGGUGAUUACAUAAACGCUAACUUUGUUAAUAUGGAAAUCCCUUCGUCGGGUAUUGUAAAUCGCUACAUCGCCUGUCAAGGACCAUUGGCCCACACUUCAGCCGAUCAUUGGCUUAUGGUAUGGGAGCAGUUAUGUACGCACAUUGUCAUGCUCACCACUACUAUCGAACGAGGUCGAGCCAAAUGUCAUCAGUACUGGCCAAGGUUACACGAAAGUCAUGAGUAUGGUCGUCUUUUGGUAACUUGUAUCCGUGAUCAUGACACGCCAAACUGCUCCUAUCGUGAAUUUUCCGUCCGGGAUCGAACGUCCAAAGAAGAGCGACGAGUGACUCAAAUGCAGUACACUGCGUGGCCUGAUCAUGGUGUUCCCGACGAUCCACAGCAUUUCAUCUCAUUCGUCGGUGAGGUUCGCCGAGCACGGGCGGGCAGUGUCGACCCGAUUGUCGUGCAUUGUUCGGCAGGAAUCGGUCGUACCGGAGUACUGAUUCUGAUGGAAACGGCUGCAUGUCUUGUGGAGGCAAACGAGCCAGUCUAUCCGCUCGACAUCGUACGGGUAAUGAGGGAUCAAAGGGCGAUGGCCAUUCAAACAGCGGGUCAAUAUACGUUUGUAUGCGAAUCGAUCUUGCGUGCUUACAAUGACGGUAUUAUCAAGCCGUUAGCCGAAUAUCAAAAACGGUAA
Molecule: messenger RNA, 1350 nt
Organism: Haemonchus placei
Lineage: Eukaryota; Metazoa; Nematoda; Chromadorea; Rhabditida; Trichostrongylidae
Source: the annotation of a GenBank genome assembly